AUGGCGGAGCAGCGUCAGGACAUCACCAUGAUGGAGGAUCACGCAGCUGGCCAGGAGAAGCACAUCCCAUCAGGCUAUCCCCUUCAGAUACCAGUCGAUGAUGGAUCGGAUGAGCCUGUUUCUGAAACAUCUGACGCUAAGAGCACCCCAACUACGGAAGAUGCCACAGCACCUUUAGUGGAGGAAGGAGACCACGAGGAUCAGGGUGGUGUCGAACAGCACGGGGAGAUCCCAGAAGGAACCACAGCUGAAGAGGCGGGGGGAGGAGCCACUCCCAACCUGGAGGACCACGCUGGAGGAGAUGCCACUCAAGGGGAGCCGAGCUCUCCAAAGCUACAGCCUGGCCCUCAGGAGCCUGUGGGAGAUGCAAUAAAAGGAGAAAGUCAGCCCACAAAGCAGGUAGCUGGGGUUCUUCAGCAGCCUCUUCUGUCGCAUGAAACGAAGGCUACAACAGCAGCUCCCACCAGAAUUGAGGUCACCAUCCCAAUACCCCUGGAGAUGUACCAAGACUCCAGACCAUCUGAAGACAGCAAAGAGUUGUGGGAUCAUCGAGGCAGAGAAGGCAUUGGUGUGGAUCCAGCGCUGGGAACGGAGCUGGGUCGUGAUGUGUGUGCUGAGGGGUUGGCAGGAGCAGGUGGCACAGAUGACUCCCACGUUAAAGAUGGGCCAUCUCCUUUAUAUACCAGAGCCCCAUUAAAAGAAGAUGCCAGUGGAUGGGAGAAAGAUGAGGUCCGUGAUGUUGAUGAAACUUCUGAACAGGAUUUGCUUUCCCUGGUGGGUCAGCAUGUUUCACCAGGACCUGAAAUGGGUUUGUGUCCAGCGAUAGCCAAGGAAACUCUUGAAGAAUAUGCCUUUGGAGAAAGCGAGUCCAAAGAUGUCCUCAGAGACAUCCCAAGAGAGGCACUUUUUGUUGAAACUGAAUCACGUAAAGCAGGAAAGGACCAAGAAGAGAGACAGCCAUUGGAGGGUGAAGAAGAUACAGAUGUAACCCCAUCAGAGCCUUCUGAAAUUAUCUCCCAAAAAGAAGCUGAGCCCGGGGAGGGAGGAGAUUCUGGACCCUUGCUAGAAACAGCCAAACUCCCGGUUGAGUUAAAAGAUGAUGUGAAAGACAAAGAUGCUCCUUUGGAAGAGGCUGUGCCAGAUACAGGAGAACGUCGGACGCCCAAGAAGAAACCUCGUGCCCAUGUUGCAGAUAAAGCCGUCAGUCGCGUCCCUCUCCUAAAAGGUCAUAUUGACAGCAAAGACAAGGAAGGUCCUGAAGCUGAGGGAAAGAAACCGAAGAAAUCCUCACCUUCCACUGCCAAACCCCCAGGCGAUAGACCCUCCAUCCCCCCCCAACGACACACCUCCUCUAGCACAACCCCUUCGAAAACACCCUCCAGCCUUGCUUCCACCUCUAAACGAGUCUCUUCUGUCACAUCCCGACCCGCCAGUACAGGAACGCAAGAAACGAAAGCCAAG
This is a messenger RNA of Cariama cristata (Red-legged seriema), 1461 nucleotides long. Its product is annotated as microtubule-associated protein tau-like. The transcript has 7 exons. The annotation marks the transcript as partial. The record is from RefSeq and is a predicted model, not a curated record. Lineage: Eukaryota; Metazoa; Chordata; Aves; Cariamiformes; Cariamidae.